GCAUGUGCCACGUUGUCUAACAGUUGUUGAAUCAAACCCACAUUUGUUUCCUUUUUGAGGAGCAACAGCAGGGGACAUCUGAUCUGAGCCAUGUCUGGACUGAACGCAUCCCUAGGAUACUUUGUGGCUGUUGUGAUUUUUGCAGCCUCAGUUCGAACGCUCGUUAGAAAAUGGCCUCGUUUUACCUUCAUCUUGGAGUUUGCCUCAUCCUUCAUGCUGGUGGCAUGCUGGCUGGAGGUGCAGACCAUUGUAGAGGUGGGAGAGUGGGCUGGGGGCUUGGGUCCUGAUGUGACUGUGACCAUGCUGUUUGUGUUGCUGCUGACCCACGGUGUGAUCUGUGGUGGCACGUCAGGGAAUCCCACCCUGGCUGUGCAGGGAUUCCUGCAGCUGGAGGCCACCACCCUGCUCACUCUGCUCGCUGUUGUAGCCCAGUUUCUCGGGGCCCAUCUGGCCCUCCUUGUGGCUGUAUACUACUGGGGCCUGGAGCUGACAGACAUGCACAUGAUCAAAAACCUGAUGGCUAGAGAGUGCAGCACAUCUCUGCUGGUCUCUUUGCUUCAGGGUUUUUUCACAGAGUGUGUUUGUGCGCUCAUCUUUCACCUGGUCCAUCUAAACCUGCGACGCAGGUCUGCUUUGAUCAGGGUUCCUCUGAUCGCUGUCCUCCUCACAUUCCUGUCCCAUACAGCCAGAGGCUACACCUCAGCGUACAUGAAUCCAUCUCUGGCCUACGGCCUCACCUUCCACUGUCCUGGAUUCACCUUCACAGAGUAUGCAGUGGUCUACUGGCUGGGUUCUCUCACGGGAAUGACUCUGGCUCUUCUCUUGUACAUGGGACACAUCCCGAGGAUUUUCGCCAAGAACCUGCUUUAUUUCCAGAAGACACGAUUCAGAGUGCCAAAAGCAGACAAAGCAGAGAAGAAGAAGCAGUGAGAGAAACUACUAGAAUCUUCCCUUUUAGCUAAGUACUUGACAACAAACGGCAAAGAGACGUUUACGUCAACUUAAUAAGUCUGUGUAGACAACCUAAAACAUUCGACCAAAGUAAUCCUAACUGAAAUGAAUGUACCUUUUCCAUCCUUGUCUGCUGUUUUAAAUGAUCAAUAAAGUUUUUCAUUUGUAACAAAACCA
Messenger RNA from Seriola dumerili (greater amberjack), 1128 nucleotides. RefSeq names its product aquaporin-12-like (gene aqp12). The record is from RefSeq and is a predicted model, not a curated record. The coding region runs from base 91 to 930 and encodes 279 amino acids. Gene Ontology annotation, cellular component: cytoplasm. The transcript is spliced from 3 exons. Gene Ontology annotation, molecular function: channel activity. NCBI's taxonomy places the organism in Eukaryota, Metazoa, Chordata, Actinopteri, Carangiformes, Carangidae.